Molecule: messenger RNA, 1218 nt
Organism: Ascochyta rabiei
Lineage: Eukaryota; Fungi; Ascomycota; Dothideomycetes; Pleosporales; Didymellaceae
Exons: 2
Coding region: 1-1218 (405 amino acids)
Source: RefSeq, a predicted model, not a curated record
AUGCCGUACAAUACGCGCCGCAAAUCACUCUCGCUGCCGUCCCUGGGCAUAGCGAUACCUGGAGCGCCUCGGUCUGCGCGCUCACCGCCUUUGACCUCGGACCUCCAGCAGCCUGCAAAGAAGCAGAAACGCUCGCAUUCAGGGUCCAGCACAUCGUCACUCGCAUCGCCCUCGAAUACUCUGCCACUGCGCGCCCUCGACGAGCCGCGACCCAAGAGCGCUGGCCGUGUCGCAGACACCCCGCCACCCUCUCCUGGCGGCGACUCCGCCCAGGCAAAGGUGGACACACAAGGCAUUGACGAUGAGAUCGUCGUGGGUGUCAUCCAGCAGCUCGAGAAGACGGGAAACCGACCCCACCUGCUGAAGGAGCUUGCGACAGUACUGUCGCCUACGAUUCCCAUGGUCGAGAGCUCUGCGAACCCUGCCGCCAUCAUCUCAUCGCGCCUAGCCACCUAUCUGAAGCGCUCAUGGACCGCGCUAUCCAGAUGUCCCCUCGACAAGAAACUGGUUGGCACGCACCCUAAGCGCGUCUACUACUUCCUCACCACCACGCCCCACCAGCCGAUUCCCGCCGAUGCCGCAAAUGGCGCAAUCAUGCCGCGCAUUGUCACCCCCUCCCUGUCAUCCGGCGUUUCCGAGGAGGAGGAUAUGGAUGCACGCGCACGAGCCCGAAUGUCGCCUUCGCCUGAACUGGAUCUAUCCGACUACGACGAAAACGGCAGCGCGGAUCUCUUCUCAAGUCAGACCCACCCUCCCACGAUUGCCAACAUUGCGCAUAAUCGUCGUGCCCAGUCCCCGCCACUGGAGAAAGAAGAGCGCGAGUUUACCUUGACUGCAUCGUUUCUGCAACAAAGGCGGAAAAGCCAAGAGGCUGAGCGUGAACGUUCGGCCAGCCUGUCUACCGAACCAAUUCAACCUUCCGACGUCAGCAUGGACGAUAUUGCCCAGUCUAUUGAGGAGACUGAGGAACUUGCCGCGCGCAAGAACUCAGAAGCAGCGGCUGCCCUUUUUGGUCACAUGGCCAACUCAUCUUUUGAUUUCUCCAUCAGCAGCCCCGCCCUGAAAUCGCAGGCGUUUCACCUGGAGAUGCCCCCACCAGCCUUCAAGCCUCACGAGGUAAAACUCGAGAUCGCCGACAUUGACUGGAGCUGGUCCGACAUGCGGAGUCCGGAGCACAUUGAGCUCGAUGAGCUCGAUGAGAUGUUCGGCAGCUACUAG